Molecule: messenger RNA, 1269 nt
Organism: Danio rerio (zebrafish)
Lineage: Eukaryota; Metazoa; Chordata; Actinopteri; Cypriniformes; Danionidae
Gene: acy3.2
Product: aspartoacylase (aminocyclase) 3, tandem duplicate 2
Cellular component (GO): apical plasma membrane; cytoplasm
Molecular function (GO): aminoacylase activity; hydrolase activity, acting on ester bonds; hydrolase activity, acting on carbon-nitrogen (but not peptide) bonds, in linear amides
Source: RefSeq, marked provisional
CUGAGAGUUGCUAGGGCGUCAAACAUCAUGUGUGAAAGAUGAUCCAAGGGUGGCGGCUGAGGCAAGGCAGAAAAGGAGGAGGCGCAUCCCCUGCAGUGCCGUGGCCCCUGCAGCUAGAAUAGGCCUGCACUGGCUGAAUGUGUGUCAACACGCAUGCCCUGUCACACCUCACCGUAUGUGUCCAAAGGUCUCAUAUCCCUUGUGCAACUUCCCUCAGUAAGACGAUUAGAGGGACAGCGUUGGGAAGAAGGAGCAAAUCAACACUUCUGUCUUAAAUAUAACGAUGGCGUCUGUGUUCCUGCCAGCUCUGGGUGGUGUGGCUGUUUGUGGCGGCACUCAUGGAAAUGAGCUGUCGGGUGUGUACCUGGUGCAGGAGAUGGAGCGACAGAGGAAGGAGAAGGGAGACGGUGUAUGGCCGAUUCCUGUAACAACUGUACUGUCAAACCCACGAGCUGUGAAAGAGUGCAGAAGAUAUAUUGAUACAGAUAUGAACCGCUGCUUCAGCAGAGACACACUGAGUACUCCUAUUACAGACAGCAGCCCAUAUGAAGUCCGACGUGCUCAGGAAUUAAACAAUCAGCUUGGUCCAAAGGAGUCCACAGGUGCAAUAGACAUGAUUUGUGACCUUCACAACACCACAUCUAACAUGGGUCUCACACUCAUCCAUUACACAACCAGUGACUGGGCGACCCUGCACAUCUGCAAAUACUUACAGACUAAGAUAACCAAAGUGCCUGUGAGAGUGAUGGUACUGGAUGUCCCAUAUAGUGAUGCAUAUUCCUUGGAGUCCGUCUCCAAGCAUGGCUUUUCAAUUGAGGUCGGGCCGCAGCCCCAUGGUGUUGUCAGAGCGGACAUCUAUGUUAUUAUGAAGGAGGCCGUCGACUUAACUAUAGACUGGAUUCAUAAAUUCAACUCAGGGACCGUAUUUGAAGGUGGAGAUGUGGAAGCCUUCAAGAUCAUCAAAAGUGUGGAUUAUCCCAGAGAUCCAGUGACUCGAAGUCUCAACGCUGCUGUUCAUCCUCAGCUUCAGGAUAGAGACUUCUGUCUCCUCAAACGGGGCGAUCCUUUGUUUUUGUCGUUUUCUGGAGAAACUGUGAAAUAUGAGGAGGAAGAGCCACUUCAUCCCUUAUUUAUCAACGAAUGUGCCUACUAUGAAAAGGGAAUCGCUUUUCAUCUGGCGAAAAGGAUGAGGCUGACAAUUCCAGCGGUGCAAGUGCAGAAGGACUGAAUGAGGAAAGAGGAAAGACAUUAAACCCAGCAUGACUAUAA